GUGCUUUUGGGAAGGCUGCGGGUCCACCGUCGGGCGCCUCCGGUUCCAGGGCGCCGGAGGCCGGGCUCGGUGAUUUAUAGUCCUCAAGAGUCUUUAUGUUCUCUCAGGAAAUCUGGAGUCAUGGAAAUCAGUCAUGGAAAUCUGGAAAUGUUUAUAAGAAGAUGCACUUUGCUUUGAAAUGUGCUUUUGUGUAUUAGUUAUAUAAAAUGAUGAGUUUUCAAAAAGAAGACAAGUGCAACAGAAAAGCUUUGGUAAAACAGAUUCUUAGGUAUUUGGGGUAACAAAAGAAAGCCAUGUCUCGAAUUGAGUCAUUCUUAAUUAUAAUAGACUUAUAGUGGAAUAGGUCUUAAACACAGGUGGACUUUAUAAAAUGCAGUCUUAAGUUUAUGUACAAAAUACUGUUUGUUGACCAGAUAUAUUAAAAUGAUAGACACAAAAAGAAUCAAGGUGGUGAUAUAUAAGAUUUAACAAUGAGAGAGUAACAGUUUAUGCUUUAAGCACAGUUCCUUUACAAUGAAUACUGUAAUCUUAAUAGAGCUGUGUUGACUUCCUCAGAAGUUAAUUGCAGUUGUUAUAACCCACUUUAAAGAAUACUGUAUGACAUUUUCUCUAAGGAAAUACCAGAUGCAGACUUCAGUUCCUUUCAUUUGAUAGGAAAAGGAGUAGUUCAGAUGUAAUGUUUAAGUCCUUAUAAGGGAAAAGAGUCUGAAUAUAUGCCCUAGUAUCUAGGCUUCAUAACUAGUAAUAAGAAGUUAGUUAUGGGUAAACAGCCCUCAGGUUAUCCAGAAGAGUUCAUGUGACCCCAAAGAGUCCUAAAUAGUGUCUUGGCAUGCGAGACAGAUCUGUCCUGUGUGAGUGUCAAUUCACCAGUCCAAUCUGAAUAGACCAAUGACUCUCUCCAGUUGGUGUCUGCUGUUUUAUUCCUGUCUGUGGUGGAGAUCUAGUGUAAAGUGGUGAGAAGCUUCAUAUGGAAGUUUGAGCUGUCAGAGAUACUAUUACUACUCGUGGACAGAACUGUCCCCCAGAGGCUUGUCCAAGGUGCCUUCCACCCAAACCCUAAACGUAUAAUGGAGAGUAGCUCAAUCUUGUCAAAUUGGACAAAAGAGAGCAAAGAAAAAAUGAAGUUUGACUUUUCGUGUGAACUCUACAGAAUGUCCACAUAUUCAGCUUUUCCCAGGGGAGUUCCUGUCUCGGAGNGGAGUCUGGCUCGUGCUGGCUUUUAUUAUACAGGUGUGAAUGACAAAGUCAAGUGCUUCUGCUGCGGCCUGAUGUUGGAUAACUGGAAACAAGGGGACAGUCCUGUUGAAAAGCACAGACAGUUCUAUCCCAGCUGCAGCUUUGUACAGACCCUGCUUUCAGCCAGUCUGCACUCUCNGUCUAUGUCUCCUGUGAAAAGUCGAUUUGCACAUUCGUCACCUCUGGAACAAGGUGGCAUUCACUCCAACCUGUGCUCUAACCCUCUUAAUUCUAGAGCAGUGGAAGACUUCUCAUCGAGGAUGAAUCCCUGCAGCUAUGCCAUGAGUACAGAGGAGGCCAGAUUUCAUACUUACAGUAUGUGGCCUUUAAGUUUCCUGUCACCAGCAGAGCUGGCCAGAGCUGGCUUCUAUUACAUAGGGCCUGGAGACAGGGUGGCCUGUUUUGCCUGUGGUGGAAAACUGAGCAACUGGGAACCGAAGGAUGAUGCUAUGUCAGAGCAUCGCAGACAUUUUCCCCACUGUCCAUUUCUGGAAAAUACUUCAGAAACACAGAGGUUUAGUAUAUCAAAUCUAAGUAUGCAGACACACUCUGCUCGAAUGAGGACAUUUCUAUACUGGCCACUUAGUGUUCCUGUUCAGCCCGAGCAGCUUGCAAGUGCUGGAUUCUAUUAUGUGGAUCGCAAUGAUGAUGUCAAAUGCUUUUGUUGUGAUGGUGGCUUGAGAUGUUGGGAACCCGGAGAUGACCCCUGGAUAGAACACGCCAAAUGGUUUCCAAGGUGUGAGUUCUUGAUACGGAUGAAGGGUCAGGAGUUUGUUGAUGAGAUUCAAGCUAGGUACCCUCAUCUUCUUGAGCAGCUGUUGUCCACUUCAGACACCCCAGAAGAAGAAAAUGCUGACCCUACAGGUAAGUAGGAAUAGUUCAAAUACAACUAUGAAUUUUUGUAAGAAUGUUAAGAGUAAAAAGUAUAUUAGAGAAAAGGGUGGUAGUACUUUUGAAGUCAU
Molecule: messenger RNA, 2198 nt
Organism: Mus pahari (shrew mouse)
Lineage: Eukaryota; Metazoa; Chordata; Mammalia; Rodentia; Muridae
Product: baculoviral IAP repeat-containing protein 2-like
Exons: 4
Coding region: 1068-2108 (346 amino acids)
Cellular component (GO): nucleus; cytoplasm
Source: RefSeq, a predicted model, not a curated record